CAACAGCAGCGAGCGUGGGCUAAGGGGCUGAGUGGGUGGGAAUGCGCGCUGCUGGCUUUGGGUCGAGAGAGGGGACUCUGCUGCAGCUGUCGGUGCUGCUGGCCGCCGCGCGCACACGGGCAUCGUAAGCAUCCUCAAACCAUCACCAUCUCAGCACCACCAACACCACCACCACCACCAACACCACCACCACCACCUCCUCAACCAUCGUCGUCGUGGUUGCAACCGCAAGGAGUUGCGUGGCCCCCGCUGGGCACAUGGAGGAGGAGGAAGCCACGCAGGAGCGCGGCCCGGCCUCGGGUCCCCUCGCGCGGAGGAAGCCGUCGCCUCCGAUGGCUCAGCCGGACCGGCAAUCUGCGAGUUUCGAGGCCACCACCACCACCACCUCCACCAUCUCCACCACCUCCUCCUCCCCCGAGCACCCUCGGGCGGUGGCUAACGGCUGCUGCGGGGGCCCCGAGGAGGAGGAGGCGAACGCCGGGGACGCGGUGCCCCCGAGCCCCCUGGGUCUCCCGGACGCGCCGAGCCCCGUGAGCCCCGACGCAGAGGGGUGCGAGAGCCCUGCCGAGCUCGGGGGCAGCCUGGGUCUGCCGAGGAGGAGCAGCAUCAUCAAGGACUCGACCCGGCAGAAGCGCGAGCGCAAGAAGACGGUGUCCUUUGGCAGCAUGCCCACCGACCGGCGUGUGAGCAGCGCCAGCGACUGCAUUAACCUCAUGCUCGAGGGCUGCGAGCUGCGCAAGAUCCGGCCAAACUCGCGUGUUUACCAGCGCUACUUCCUGCUCGAGUCCGACCUGCAGUGGCUUCGCUGGGAGCCGUCCAAGAAGGACUCGGAGCGUGCCCGUCUGGAGAUUGUCGCCAUCAGGGAGGUGCGCGUUGGCAAGAACACGGAGACCUUUCGCAACCACGGCUUCGCGGAGCACAUCUCGGCCGACUGCGCCUUCUCCAUCAUCUACGGCGAGGGAUACGAAUCGCUCGACCUCGUGGCGUCCGCGCCCGAUAUCGCCAACGCUUGGGUCACGGGGCUACGGUACCUCCUUUCCUUCGGCUCGCACUCGCUCGACAUGCUCGAGAGCAGCCACAACUCGCUGCGCCACUGCUGGCUGCUGCCGCUCUUCACGCGAGCGGACGGCGGCGGCAAAGGUUGCCUGCCCGCCGAGGUGGCCUGCCAGCUUUUGCAGGGCUUGAACCCGGCCCUGAAGGGCAUCACCAUCAGACUCAAGCUGAAAGAGCUGCAGAAGAGCAGGGUCUCCCCAAUAGACGGCAUCUCGUUUCCCGAAUUUGUCGACAUGUACCACGAGUUGUGCACUCGGGCAGAGAUCUAUUUUCUACUGGUGCAGUUUUCCAGCAGUAAAGAGUAUCUGGACAGCAGGGAUCUAACCAUGUUUUUGGAAGCGGAGCAGGGCAUGACUGAUAUUACUGAGCAAAUGUGUUCGGACAUUAUCCGGCGGUACGAGCCCUCCACUGAAGGGCAGGAAAGGGGCUUUUUAGGAAUUGACGGCUUCACGGGGUACCUCAUCUCUGCGGAAUGUGAUCUCUUUGACCCGGCGCACAGGAGGGUUUGCCAGGACAUGAGCCAGCCGAUCUCCCAUUACUACAUCAACUCGUCCCACAACACGUACCUAAUCGAGGACCAGUUCCGUGGCCCCUGCGACGUCAGCGGCUACGUGCGGGCCUUGCGGAUGGGCUGCCGCUGCGUGGAGAUGGACGUUUGGGACGGGCCGGACGGCGAGCCCAUUGUCUACAAUGGCCAUACAAUGACGCUGCCGAUCACCUUUCACAGCGCGCUGGAGGCCAUUAACAAGUACGCUUUUGUGGCCUCCGAAUACCCAUUGAUCAUCUGCUUGGAGAACCACAAUUGCAUUAUGCAACAGAAGGUUUUGGUGCAGCACAUAAAGAAGGUUUUGGGCGAUAAGCUGUACAUCAAGCCCGUGGACAUCAAUGAGAGCUACCUGCCUUCGCCCGAGUCUCUGAAACUGAAGAUAAUUCUCAAAGGGAAAAAGUUACCUUUUGAGGAACCGGGGCCAGAGGGAGAGGUCACAGAUGAAGAUGAAGCCUCGGAGAUCGCACAGAGGACAGAGAUGUCCCAGGACAUUUUCCUCCAGCCAGACGAAAUCGACGUGAAGAAACAAAAGUUGUGCCCCGAGCUGUCCGACCUGAUAACCCUGUGCAAAUCUGUGCGUUUCCGGGACUUUGACUCAUCGCAGCAGUGCCAGAAGUACUGGGAGAUGUGUUCGUUCACCGAGGCCCUGGCAAGCCGAUUUUCCAACGAGUUCUCGGAGGACUUCGUCAACCACAAUAAGAGGUUCCUUUCUCGAAUCUUCCCCAGCCCCAUGCGCAUCGAUUCUAGCAAUCUCAACCCGCAGGACUUCUGGAACUGUGGCUGCCAGGUGGUGGGCAUGAACUACCAGACGCCGGGGCUCAUGAUGGACCUCAAUGUGGGCUGGUUCCGGCAAAACGGCGGCUGCGGCUACGUCCUGCGCCCGUCGGUCAUGCGGGACGAGGUGUCGUACUUCAGUGCCAACGUGCGCGACGGGCUGCCCGGCAUCUCCCCGCAGCUGCUGCACAUCAAGGUGAUCAGCGGGCAGCACCUACCCAAGCCACGGGGCUCCGGCUCCAAGGGCGACGUGGUGGACCCGUACGUGUACGUGGAGGUGCACGGCAUCCCAGCCGACUGCGCCGAGCAGAGGACCAAGACGAUCGGUCAGAACGGCGGCAGCCCCGUCUUCGACGAGAGCUUCGUGUUCCAGGUGAACCUCCCCGAGCUGGCGAUCGUGCGCUUCGUCGUGCUCGACGACGACUACAUCGGGGACGAGUUCAUCGGGCAGUACACGAUCCCGUUCGAGUGCCUGCAGCCGGGCUACCGCCACGUGCCGCUGCACGCGCUCACGGGGGAGUGCAUCGAACAUGCCAACCUCUUCCUGCACGUGGCCAUCACCAACCGCAGGGGCGGCGGCAAGGCGCAGAAGAGGGGCCUCUCUGUCCGCAAGGGCAAGAAGACGCGCGAGUAUGCCGCCAUGAGGCUGCUGGGAGUUCGCGUGCCCGACGAGGUGUUCCGCACGGCUGCGCAGCCCCUGCACGAGGCCACCGAUCUGCGCGAGAACAUGCAGAACGCGGUGAUGUCCUUUAAGGAGGUCUGCGGGCUGCCACCCGCAGCCUGCCUAAAGCAGUGCAUGCUGGGAAUGUGUGCGCGCCUGCUGAGCUCGGACGCGUCGGCGUGCAUGGUGCUGCAGCUGCGCGAGGGCUACCCGGCGCUGGAGAGUCCGGGCGCUCUGCCCGACAGUCUCAAGAAGCUCGUGCAGGCCUUCAACAUGAUGGUGAACGAGAUGAAGAACCUGAUUGAAAGUUCCGAGUCCCUGUACAACAAAAUCAUCCACUGCCAGAAGGCAGGUCUGGAGCUGCACGAAGACCUUCCUAAUGCGGGAGCCAAGGAUGGCCUCAAGGGCCGUAAGCUGAGCAAGGCGUUGGAGAGCUUCGCUUGGAACAUCACUGUGCUCAAGGGCCAGGCUGACCUCCUGCGCAAGGCCAAGGCGGAGGCGCUGGAGAACCUGCGGCAGAUCCACCUCGGGGCGCUGUCGUUCGGCCUCGACCAGCCGGCUGGCACAGGCGUGAGCAUGGGAACCGGCUCCCGACGCUCCCGGCACGGCACGGGCUCCGGCUCGGGCUCGGGCUCCGGUUCGGGCUCGUGCUCGGAGGCGGCCCUGUCCCGUCAGGGCACCGGCGGCUCUCUCCAAGACCGCGAGGGCAGGAUGCCGAGCAAGCAGUGAACGCUUGCCCCACCCCCACCCACACCCCCCUUCAGCAGCGUUCCCACGUCCGUGCUAUGUUUUGUAACCACUGAGUGGAUUGGGUCAGUGGGUGGAACCAGCAAAGUUUAGCUGUGAACAUUGCAAUACGAUCCAAACCUGUGCUUUGUGCUUUAACCUUAUUUUGCAAGAAGCAGCUAAGCUUAAGCAGCCAAUGAAUAUCGCGUCAGCGGGUAACUUAAGUGGGGGUUUUUUAGCGGCCCCAAAUAGUGUCAGACAUUUUUAUUGCGAUUUUAUUUUAAUAUACUUGAUUAAAAUGGAAAUCUAUUCUUUCCUUUUAUUUGAAACGUUUCCUCCUGCCUUGCAGCUUCUAACAGAAAGCAUAGAAAGGCCUGUUUUUUGUUUUGUUAACUUCCCAUCACUUCGUACACCACUCAACUUUGGACAUUUCAUCAGUGUGGACUCUGCAGACACUCCAAAGGGCCUAUCCUGAGCCUGGGACUGAAUCAAGCCAGGGAGACUCAACUUCCCUGUGCAGUCACCCACAUUGCACACCGUCGACUCCCAACGUGACCCCCCCCCCUCCUCCUGAGCUGGGCCAUUGAACAAAUAUCAUAGAAUACCAACUCACAGCCCCCCCCCCCUCAAGCAGCACGGUAAGUGACCAGAUUCAAUCCCUUCAAGACGUACAUUGCGGGCCAUAUAUUUUAGUUGGUAACAGAAUGACUUUAUUUACUUCCUUGAUCUCUUUUAACUGUAAUACGUACAUGGAUUGUACAAAGUGUAGAGGAGCAUUGGCACAUUGGCCAAAGCUUCAUUGGGGAUGUUGAUGUAGGUGUGUUGAGCUGAAAGUGUAGGCUUUUGCUUGCACAAUUAGCAACACUUAACAUCAAAGCAGAAUGUUAAAGCAAUGGGUGGAUUAUUGCAAAUUACUUUGUAGUGUCCUUGGGUUUUCAGUAUGCGCGUUUGAUUGGUUGUGAAUUAUGUCAUGCAAAGGUGAUGGAUCCAAACCCAGUCCCUACCUCAAGCCGCUGUCAAAGUUUAUGUCCAUACAUAACUGAGGCUGAGUUCAUCAUGCAAUUUAAUUUGAAUAGCGGGAAAGCCAAGGUGUCAAACGGUAGGAAAAUGCCCCAAAGAGCGGUGAUUACAGACAUUUCUCAGGAGAUGCAUCAGCCUAAGGAGACGAUGAGCGUACGUCACGAACAUAAUAUUACAUGCCUCACUUAAAUUAUAAUCGUGUGCGGUCAACCCAUGGAAAAUUAAGUACGACGGUUUAAUUGCCGUACUAUAACAAGAGUAAACUUGAUGCUUGGCAAUUUGUGCAGUGCGGAAAUGGUUACACCAGGGGUCGGCAACCUACGGCUCCGGAGCCGCAUGCGGCUCUUUACGGGCUGCUUCUUGACGAUAUGUACGUAUGUACAGUAUGUACUCAGAUGCAUUGCGGCUCUUGAAAUACUGAAUUUUGUACCGAAUUGGAAAGAAAUGGCUCUUCUUGUUAUUUUGGUUGCCGACCCCUGGGUUGCACGAAGUGAAUUUCAAAUGGAAACCUUCGGAGAUGAGUCAUUUAAAGAAACACUUGUAAAGUCUUUUUUUUAUUGUUUUCCCACGUAGCUUAUAGAAUGGGCAAUUGUACGGAAGAACUGCAAAGUGCAGCUUGCUUAUUUCACGUUGAUCUAUUUCAAAAAAUAUAUAUACACAUUGAUUAUCAACUCGACUGUCAUGUUGAUUUCAGACGAAUGGCUUGCGUCGCAUUUGUGAAACUUUUAUCGCUGUUUGUUUGCAGUUCAUUCUAAGAAGAUAUGUUUGUGUUUGGUCAUGAUCAUGCAUAUGUUCCCACAUGGACCUGUGUGCAUUAGAAACCUUCAACGUUUAUGAUCCCAGAGGUGUAAAACUGUCUUGUCCACACAAACCCCUGCCCUUCUUAGUGUGCUUGUGGGCCCCUUAAGUAGGCGGAUGGGAAGGAACAAAAACAUUUAAAAGUUACUGAUUUUAAGUUUAAGUAGGGCAGAGUGUUUCAUGUUUUUGCCGUCACGUUGAAAGCAAAAAUAUGAAAUGGCUUUUCGGAAGCCACGGUGGCUAAGGAGCAUUUAAUGUGUGCAGUAUCCGGUUAAAUCAUGAAUAAAAUAUCAAAUGCAAUUCUCAAAAAAGCAUUUAUCAGCAUUCUUAGCGCAAUUUAUUUUGUGUGUAAAUGGAUAUGUAGUUGAACAUCCAGUUGCAAUUUCAAUCUAAACUUAAGAGGGGAGACAUUUGUUUAGUUAACAUGUCCAGUGCAGUAGCCAACCAAGAUUACCAGCCAAAACCAAAAACAUGCGAUAACUGAGAUCUACACUGUGGUUAUGUGAUCUAGGCAAGGUACUGUAUUAAGCAAGCAAGCAAGCAUCAUUUGCAGCAAGGUUGAAAGUUACGUAAUUCAUUUUUCUAGAGCAGCUCUUUUCAGUUUCACAUUUGCCCAUGAUGUGGUUUUGUCACCAAAUACGAAAAAGUGUAAUGUUUGAAAAUGACCAAUGGAAUUUUUUGGUUUUUAAACUGAACUCCAUAAUGAGACCAAAUUCUGCUUGUGUUUCUUUAAAGAUAAGUCUUCAACCAGCAACGGAUAACAAGAUUUGACAUGUGAUUAAUGAUAAUAAAGUAUAUGGUAAGAGACCGUAAAAAUAUAGCUGGGAGUUAAUCUUGGUGGUUUUUCUGUGAGGUCCAAUAAACGAAAGGGCGUAACUCAUUGACCUUCAUUCCCUCAUGAAUCCAUGGGCACAUGAGAAAAAUUCUCCCUGGGGCAACCGCAUCUACAAAAACACCAUGGAAAGGUUUUUUUUUUUCCUAGCAACCCAUGGGGUAUUAAACCACCCCUUGAUGGCCACCAGAUUGUUACUCCUGUUAACUUGCGGUGCGUUCCUCAUCUUAAAAUGUUACAAAGCUGGGUUUCUCAUUCCCACACUGACAGAUUUAGGUCAAUGUAUGGCUGCCUCUACCACUGCCUUUUUAGAAUUGCUCUCUUACAGUCUGUGUCCCAUGCCCAUGCCGAAUGAGCCCACACACGGAGAGCGUAUUCGUAACACAGCAUCACAUUUGAGUAUCCUGAUUUGCUGUUUUCUGCUUGUUCUGACUUCUGUAAUGCUUCAGACUUUCACAAUAUAUUGUUGCUGCAUUCUGGCAAAAUUAGUUUCUGUCCACAUCUCACAGUUUUCGUGGCUAUGUUUAAUAGUCUCAGUGUGAUAAUUGGUUUUUUACCUUCUUGGUUCUUUCGGUAAAGUCACAUAGAAGGGAAGUAAUAAAAUAAUAAAAAUAAAACAUAAUAAAAAUAAUUCUCACGACGUUUCGGCCACAACGCAAGCAGCCGUCCUCAGGUGAAACCAGGUCUGUCGAGGCGACAGCGUCUGAAUGGCAACAAAACUGACACCUUUUUUAUGAGGAGUCAUGUUUGCAUAGACCACAAUACCUACACACAUUAUCAGAGUUGUGUUUUUUGUUUGCAUUAUGACUGCAGGUAUUGUGGUCUAUGCAAACAUGACUCCUGAUCAAAAAAGGUGUCAGUUUUGUUGCCAGAUAAAAGGGUAAAAAACCAAUUAUCAUAUUUUUUACGGGCAAAUGAGGUUCCAAUGCAGUCUCAGUGUGCUUUUAGGCUCAUUGUUUUACAUGCCAUCAAUUGACUCUCCUAAUUAAUGUUUUCCCAAGCGAAGCACAUGUCCUUUGGGGUACGCUUUAACUCUGUUUUUUUUCCCUUCGGCACACCUGAUUUUGGUAUGUUCUCUUUUAAUAUUCGUGUCAAAUUCCUACCAUUUCAGGAAAUAUAAUUUUAAGGAAUGAAUUGCUGCUUGUUCCAAUUUGACUGCGUGCAGGGAACAAUUCAUAUCGAUAAUAAAAUUUUACCAUUUAGUGUUUUCACGUUUACCAAACCACAUUCCGUACGUUUAGUUAGUGUCAAAUGCCACUUUUGAAGCGAUGCACGAGUGAAAAUUACGUUGACCUCAUUCUCUGGGUAUCGGAAUCUCUCGGCAUUGACCCAAAUCAUAUUUUCUCUUCAGGAUUAAUUUUUUGCCGAGAAAAGUACUGAAGCAGCAACUGUGCACUAUCGUAGACAGUACCUAUGUUAAUCAAAUAGUCACGUGGUUAAGAUUAUAUAAGCUCUUAAUUGCUUUCAACAGAUGCCCAUUAAAUACAUUACAGUACUGCUGUACAUUCUAAUUUCACACUCGGGGGGACUACACAGCCAUUUCCAUAUCUUAAAUUUUUUUUUAUUCCUGAUUUCCCAACAAGCUGCGAGUUGUGCGUUUGUGGUUGUAAUGACUUAGAUCCCCUUGCGAAUACACUUAUUUUAAGCUAUAUUAGAUUUGUUUUUAAGUUGUACUCAUAAGACGGGCAACUCUGUUAUUUUUCCCAGUGUUACAUCGUGAAUUGUGACCUCUACGACAUGUCAAGUUUAUCAGAGGACGCAUAAUUAUAUUGAGCUUGUUCUUCGUAUGGCUGAUGUUGAUGCAGAGCAACACAUUUUGUUGGCGGUCAUGCCAGGUUGAUUGCGUCCUGAGUAGCGAAGUGUACUGCUGUGAUUCCUUGAAUGAAUCUGUUGUAAAGUUGCAGGUGCAAUCUAAAAUAUGCAGAGGGGGGGCCCCUCCUUCCUCGCCGUUGCGAGAUUCAUUGAACAGUCCCGAACAGAGUAGUUGACUGCUCGUUGAUACGGCGAAGUUUGUAGCUUAGCUUUUGAAAUGAUUAGCAAUUGUGAAUAGCACACAAAAAUUACUGCCUUUCAGCACAAUGAAGACUGUUCCAGAACACAUUAAAGUUAGCACUUUAACGUAACAUAUAGCGUGGGCUGUGCUGAAUGUCAUGCUUUGCGAUCGCAAAAUGGUAUUGUUCGUGUAUGUUCAAUCAAAAUUGUUAAGAUGAAGGAGUUUAAGCGUGUCUGUCGGUUGUUUUCGUCCGGCAAUUACAGCGUCUUUGUAAAUGUAUUUCAAAGCUUUGUCGUAUAUUUCUCAUGAUAUUUACACUGUGAGGUUUGGUGGACCAUGUAUUUUUUGGUAACAAAAAGAAAGAAAUCUGCAUUAUCUUGGCUCAUCUUAAUUGUCGUGGUUUUUAGAGACUUGCUAAAGGCCAUACACACAUCGCUAAAAGUGUGCGUCAUAUUGGCAGCCAUAAUGUUAGCCAGCCCUGUAAACUUUGUGGCAUAAUAUGUAGCGGCGAAGUGGGUGUGUCGAUGGUAUUUAUAUUGUAAUUAACUUACCAGCACUUGGCUAAUAUACAAACAAGGUUAUAAUAAGUAAAAAAAAUAAUCAGCUUGGUGUGUACCUUUUUCCUGCCAUAAAUGAUGUUGUACUCGAUGUGCCUCAAGCUUCACAGAUUUUAGUAUAAAUUUUUAAUAGACUACUUUGUAUUUUUGUAGGAUCACUGCUUUGUGUAUAUUGCCAAUAAGGUCAUACUGUAUGUUGAAGUGUAUACAAUGUGUGUGUGUGUAUACAUAACAAGUAUACAUGUAGCAGGUCAUAUAAAAUGGGUUGGAAAGAAAUAUGAUUAUAACUAAAGGUAAACGUUUUCUUUGCAGCAGUCCUUUUCCCUAUAAACACACCCACAAAAUAUAUAGUGUUAUUAUCUACAGUACCGUGCUAAUAUGUGUGUAAAUGCGUGCUUUUACGCCCGUAAACCAUGUUGAUUGAACGUUGUUGACUUCUGUUCUUGCCUUGGUUGGUUAGUGGCACUGUUUGAAACCGACUCUAAUUAAUUUGUGUAACAUUCUGGAUCGGAAGGAUGAUUGAACUUCGUAAAUUUACGCUUCUCUGUGGCGAGACUCCCCCAAUGCGCGAGCUGGGAAACAUUCCCUGGGGCUAAACGGCUCAAGGCAAUACUUGGCCUUUGCGUAAUAACGGUGUAAAUGAUGAUAUAGUACAGUGGCAUUUUCAUGGAGUGUGGGGGGCGGCACAGCGCUAAUCCCAUUUGGCGAUGGUGCCAAUAUAGGUUUAGUACGAUGCCAAAUGUUAAUACAGCAAGGUUUGACCUUGUGUUGACCCCCUUGUGGGUUGUGUAACGUUUUGGUCUGCCACUGUGUAAAUAACAAGGCGAUUGACCUUUGGUAUUUGCGUCAAACGCAGCAGCUUAUGAAAGGAGGCCGUUGGAAUGUGAUCUAUAGUUGUUGGAGCCAAUAAAGUUUGUAUGUAAGUGCAGUUCUUUUCUGUUUUGUUUAAUAUAAUGAUCUGUUUUUUUAGGAGUAAAUUGAUAUCUGAAUUAUAUUGAUACGGAGCUUCAGAGUUUUCUAGUCUAAUAUAAUUUGAAGCAUUUGUGAUGAAUACAAAAAAUCCAUAUAUAAAGUAAUUGGUUAAAAUAAACACAACCAUGCCAAAUGUGAGUUUUGUUUGCUUGUUACUUUUCCACAAAUUGAAUGUCUACAACAUUCAGAAAUCGUAUGUAUUUUAACUGAUGUAUCUGUUUUUCCAUUUUAUUAAUAAAGGCAGUGCUGUAAUCCUGA
Messenger RNA from Lethenteron reissneri (Far Eastern brook lamprey), 10191 nucleotides. Its product is annotated as inactive phospholipase C-like protein 2. NCBI's taxonomy places the organism in Eukaryota, Metazoa, Chordata, Hyperoartia, Petromyzontiformes, Petromyzontidae. Gene Ontology annotation, molecular function: phosphatidylinositol-4,5-bisphosphate phospholipase C activity. Gene Ontology annotation, biological process: phosphatidylinositol-mediated signaling; regulation of synaptic transmission, GABAergic; release of sequestered calcium ion into cytosol. The record is from RefSeq and is a predicted model, not a curated record.